This is a messenger RNA of Punica granatum (pomegranate), 4110 nucleotides long. The record is from RefSeq and is a predicted model, not a curated record. Lineage: Eukaryota; Viridiplantae; Streptophyta; Magnoliopsida; Myrtales; Lythraceae.
AUGAUCAAAAAUAAGAUCAUGAUUGAUCUCGCAAACGUGAAGGUCAAGAUUGAAGACGGGGAUCAGGCUUUGUUAUUACCGUGUUCUCUCCUAGAAGCAUACGAGAGUUUCGUGGGCACCAUGCUAUAUGGUUGGACAAGCAUCACCAUAGAAGAUGCCAAGGCAAUGUUGAACUCGAAGGAGUUACAAAAGAAGGUGAUGGAGCACCAUGGAGGCAACAGUGAAAGCCUAGUAGCAAGGGUCAGAUUGAGCGAGAAGGGGACUCAUGGUGAAAUUAUCUUUGAUCCAGAGAUCGAGAAGACCGCAAGGGCGAAUCGGAGAGCCAAAAGGCUAGCCGACGGGCUCGCGGAGCCAACCUCUUCUUUCGACGACAGUGAGAGUGAAGAAGAACAAGAAUUGACUGCAACCACAAUGGCUAGAGAACGAACAUGGAGGGAGCUAGCAGUUCCUGACUUGAACCAACAACCAUUGUGUAUUACAUACCCAGAAACAGAGGCCGCCUUCGAGCUGAAAUCAGGGCUGAUACACCUUCUACCUACCUUCCACGGACUUUCAGGAGAGGACCCACAUAGGCAUCUCAAGGAGUUCCACACCGUGUGCUCCACGAUGAAACCCCGAGGGGUGACAGAGGAGCAGAUUAAGAUGAGAGCUUUUCCUUUUUCCUUAGCUGACAAGGCCAAGGAUUGGCUCUAUUACUUACCGCCGGGGUCUAUCGCUACAUGGAACAAUCUGAAGAGACAAUUUAUCGAAAAAUUCUUCCCAGCUUCGAGGCUAGGCACCAUCAGAAAGCAAAUCGGUGCCAUUCAACAAUUCUCGGGCGAGACGCUAUAUGAAUAUUGGGAGCGGUUUAAUCAACUCUGCGAGAGCUGCCCCAAUCAUCAGAUCUCAGACCAGCUCCUGCUCCAGUAUUUCUAUGAGGGUUUGCUCCCUAUGGAUAGAACCUUAUUAGAGGCAGCAAGUGGAGGAGCAUUAGAGGAUAAAACGUUACGUGAAGCUCGAGAUUUGAUCUCUAGAAUGGCAGCUCAUUCUAAAAAAUUUGGAGGUAGACAAGAUUCAGUUCCCAGUAGAGUGAACGAGGUGGGAAGCUUGAGCCUAGAGGGCCAGAUAUCAGAAUUAACAACUUUGAUGAAGCAAGUGGUAUUGGGCCAAGUACAAAACACCAAGAAAUGCGGCAUAUGCUCCCUCCAAGGCCACGCCACCGACGCUUGCCCACAGCUACAAGAUGAACCUGAUCCGCAAGCAAAUGCCAUUAGCGGGUUCUCAAAUCAGCAAAGGCGGUACGAUCCAUACUCCAAUCAGUACAAUUCGGGAUGGAGAGAUCACCCCAAUUUGAGAUAUGGACAGCAGAAUCAGCAGACACCACCACAAGCUUUCAGAUAUAAGAAACCCGAUCCUCCACAUAACCAGGAAUCAAACUCUUUGACAUCAUUGGAAGACAUCGUCAAGAGCUUAGCAACUAGCACCCUUUCAUUUCAAAAAGAGGCAAGGGCGAGCAUUCAAAAUCUGGAGAAUCAAAUGUCUCAACUCGCCACCACCGCACAAGACAAAAUUAAUGAGGGUGAAACAAAGAAAGAGAAGUCGGUCGACGAGACGAAGGAAGACAUCAUUAACACUCCCAUCCAAAAGAUAGUCAUUCCUCCACCAUUCCCAAGUCGAUUCGCGAGAGCUAAGAAAGAGGAAGCGGAACAAGAAAUUCUCGAGACCUUCCGGAAGGUAGAAGUGAACAUUCCUCUACUCGACGCGAUCAAACAAGUGCCCAGAUAUGCUAAGUUCCUCAAGGAAUUAUGCACCAACAAGAGGAAGCUGAGUAAGGGCGAAAAAAUAAGUGUGGGGGAGAAUGCAUCGGCCGUCAUCCAAAGGAAAUUGCCACAAAAGUGCAAGGAUCCAGGUAUGUUUACCAUUCCAUGCACUAUAGGUGAGAAAAGAAUUAAGAAGGCCAUGCUAGAUCUAGGUGCAUCCAUAAAUGUCAUGCCUUUAUCCAUUUACAGGACUUUGAAUUUAGGGCCUUUGAAGGACACUAAAAUUAUCAUUCAGCUUGCUGAUAGGUCUAAUUCAUACCUAGAGGGAAUGAUUGAAGAUGUGUUAAUUAAGGUCAAUGAAUUCAUCUUUCCCGUAGACUUUUAUAUCAUUGACAUGGGUGACAAGCACAAUUCUAACUCGUCACACAUUUUGCUUGGAAGGCCAUUCAUGAAAACGGCCCGAACAAAAAUCGAUGUGCAUAAUGGGACACUUUCUUUAGAAUUUGAUAAAGAAACGAUUACAUUCAACAUAUUCGAUGCUAUGAGACAUCCAGAUACUUUGGAAUCUAUAUCUUGUGUUGAUGUAAUUGAUUCGUUUGUUCGAGAUGUGGCAGAACAGAUUUUUGUGCAGGAUGAGGUUGAUUGGGCAAUCCAACAAAUCAAGGAUUAUGAUGCCCAAUGGGAAGAAGAUGGAAGAGCACAAGAUUCAAUUCAGCCUUUAAAAUCACUUAUAGAUGUGUCGAGAAGGUUUGAAAGUUCAGUUUUACCAUUACCGACUUCCACCGAUCGGAUUCUCCCUUCUAUUGUGCAGGCCCCCAAGUUAGAAUUGAAGAAGCUUCCAGAGAAUUUGAAGUACGUUUAUUUGGGUGAAAAGGAGACCUUACCAGUCAUCAUCUCAAAGGAACUAACAAAGGUACAAGAAGAUGGGUAUUCGGGAUAUUACCAAAUAGUGGUAGCACCAGAAGACCAAGAGAAAACAACUUUUACCUGUCCGUUCGGUACUUUUGCUUAUCGUCGUAUGCCCUUUGGAUUGUGUGAUGCCCUUGGAACAUUUCAACGUUAUAUGAUGAGUAUCUUUUCUGACAUGAUAGAAAACUGCAUAGAAGUGUUCAUGGAUGAUUUUACAGUCUAUGGUGAUUCUUUUGAUCGUUGUUUAGCUAACUUGUCCAAGGUCUUGCACCGAUCGAAAAUUGUUGUGUUUACUGAUCAUGCUACACUUAAGUUCUUAUUGGCCAAGAAAGAGUCCAAACCUCGAUUAAUUCCACAUUGUCAUUCAUAUGCAUGUGGUGGGCAUUUUGGGCCCAAGAGAACAGCUAGGAAAAUUAUGGAUAGUGGAUUCUAUUGGGAAACGUUGUUCCGUGAUGCACAUGGAUUUUGUAAGGGUUGUGAAAGGUGUCAAAGAGUCGGGAAUAUAUCUCGUAGGAACGAGAUGCCUCAAGUGCCCAUGCUAUUUUGUGAAGUUUUCGACGUUUGGGGCAUGGAUUUCAUGGGACCUUUUCCUAGUUCAUUUGGUUUCAACUACAUUUUGCUUGCCGUUGAUUAUGUCUCUAAAUGGGUUGAAGCAAAAGCUACUCGGACUAACGAUGCUAAAGUUGUUGUAGGAUUCUUGAAGUCUAACAUCUUUAGCAGGUUUGGAAUUCCACGAGCCAUCAUAAGCGAUCAAGGAACCCACUUUUGCAAUCGCUCCGUCGAAGCAUUGAUGAAGAAGUAUGGAGUCCAUCACCGUGUAGCCACCACGUACCAUCCUCAAUCCAAUGGCCAAGCCGAGGUGUCCAACCGGGAAGUUAAGAGCAUUUUAGAGAAGACGGUCAACCCAUCAAGGAAGGAUUGGAGUUUGAGAUUGGAUGAUGCGCUUUGGGCCUACAGAACUGCGUAUAAAACUCCAAUAGGUAUGUCACCGUACCGUUUGAUUUUUGGGAAGCUUUGUCAUUUACCGGUUGAAAUUGAGCACAGAGCCUUUUGGGCGGUCAAACAAUGCAAUAUGGAUUUGAGGCGUUCCGGUGAGGAAAGAAAAUUCCAGUUGCAAGAACUGGAGGAAAUACGCCUUGAGGCAUACGACAAUGCAGCCAUGUAUAAGGAACGCGCUAAAUUGCUUCAUGACAAGGUACUCCUUCGGAAGGAUUUCUCCAUUGGCCAAAAGGUAUUACUCUUUGAUUCAAGAUUGAAACUCAUGCCCGGUAAGUUACGUUCCCGGUGGAAAGGUCCUUUUGUGGUUUAUAAUGUGUUAUCUAAUGGGGUUAUUGAAAUUCAAAACUUGGAGACGAACCAAAUUUUCAAGGUGAAUAGACAUCGAUUGAAACCUUUUGUUGAGAAUUUUGCAGUGUCUCUAUUGGAAGAAAUGCGUUUAUCGCACCCCAUCUACAUGGAUUAG